CCCGCGUCCUCAGUAAAGUCACUCGGAGGCCAUUACCCUGCAACCAUUUUCUUUUCUUUCAUACCUAGAUCAAUAACCAUUUCAAUACAUCCAUAGUAUAUCCCUGCAAGUUGAUUAAGCGCUUGUUGGAUACGUGCAAAUUUAUAGAGCGCGAGGGAAGUGCACCUCUCCACGAAAACCCUUCGGAUAAUUUCGGCUUGAUUCGUGCGCCGCUGUUUUGAAAUGGACGCGACUGAACCGGCGGCGGACGCGUCCGAGAGCGCGUCUACGGGAGCGGCUGUAGGUUCGGAUACCGAAUCGGAGGCCGAAGUCACUACGAUGACUGUGAUGGGAGACGCGGGAAGCAUCGACAUAGCCGAAUCUCUUCCGAACCCGGACGACACCGAAUCGGCGUUUGCGGAGAUCACUGCAGUCACUGUUGGCGAUGUUCAAAGCACAGAUGACAACGUAUUUACAUCCACUGCAGCAUCCAUUCGUGAACACAUGCUCACUGGCAGAACUACACUUCAGAUCGCAGACAGUCUGAGUACACAGAAGGCCACACUGAUCGUAGUGCACACAGAUGGGAGUAUCGUAGACGCCACAGGACUGAAGGGCACUGCGACACCAAUGACACCUGGUCCUCAGACCCCGUCCACUCCGCUUUCAUCAGGACACGAUAAGGACGUCUCUAAGUAUAACUGGGAUCCAUCAGUUUAUGACAAUGAGCUUCCUGUGCGCUGCAGGAACACAAGCGGUGUUCUCUACAAAAACAGACUGGGCUCAGGAGGCAAAGGGCGCUGCAUCAAACACAACAAUAACUGGUACACUCCGACGGAGUUUGAGGGAAUGUCGGGCAGAGCGAGCAGCAAAGACUGGAAGAGAAGCAUCCGCUAUGCUGGCCGACCUCUACAGUGUCUUAUUCAGGAGCGUAUUCUGGUCCCUCAUGCAGCGUCUUGUACCUGUGCGGCCUGUUGUGAUGAUCUGUCUACAUGUACCAAGGACGGAUCUUUUGGAGAGGAGAACAUCACCAUGACGGGACCCGUCAGACUGUUUGUCCCUUAUAAAAGAAGGAAGAAAGAUGGAGAUCGCCCAGCAUCUCCUGAGAAGAAGGAAGUUCAGACACCAAAGAACAUCACCCUGGCUCCAGGGGCAACGUUUACAGUGACUCCGUCCGGACAGAUCACCACAUCAGACACACUGACCUUUGACCGAGCGGUGACAGGGGAGACCACGGCCAUCAUCUCCGACAGCCCUGCGCCUGCUGACGUUUUCACCAAUACAGCUGUGUUGACCACACUCCCUGCACUGGCGGUGGUCCCUCAGCAGGUGGUGCAGUCUAAACCUCCGCCAGUGGGGGCGCUGAUGAACAGGCUGGAGACAGGUGAGCAGCGCUCGUGGAUUUACCUGGAGGAGAUGGCCAACACGCUGCUCAGUAACGUCCAACAGCUCAAAGUCCUGAUCGCACAAGCCAAACAGGCCAGUCAGAACGGACAGCACACUAUCAGUCCAGAGAAAAACAACAGCGUCCGGAAAGAGUCCUUUCAGAGUCAACUGUCACUCAGUGAAGAAACUGAUGGCAAAAUCACUGAAAUUAUCAUUAAGCACACAUGUAUGAACUGUGGCAGAGAGGCAUUGAGUGAAUGCACGGGUUGCCACAAAGUCCAUUACUGCUCUGGGUUCUGUCAACGGAAGGACUGGAAAGAACAUCAGUUGAGCUGCUGCCAGCCGAGCGUGGCCGUCAGCAUACAGGAAGAAACUCAGAUAGCCAGUAUGGAAGUGGAGAAAGGGAAGAUGUAGUGCUCCACACCACUGGAUUCCACCCCCAUAAUGCACUGUAUGAAGAAUAGAUCGUUGAUUCUUUCCCUUCAUAUGUUUUAGUUUAGAUAUAAAGUCUUAUAGUAACAGCUCCCUCAACUUGAACUGCACGUUUUGUCAGUGACAACAAUCCUUAAAGGAAAAGUUCACCCUCUGUCAUCAUUUACUCACCCUCAUGUUGUUCCAAACUCGCAUGGCUUUUUUUAUUUCGUAGAAUACAGAAGUAGAUGUUUUAAUGAAUGUUGACACUGCUCAUAUGACUCAUGCGCUAUAUUCCAAUUGUUCUGAAGCCAAACGAUACCUUUGUGUGAGGGACAGUCUCAAAUUUAAGAAGACUUCAAAAACAGCGCAUGAGCAUGUUUAGAGUUUUGUUUUUGCCUUUUUGAAGCUUGACUGCCCCUGGUCACCUUAACAUUUCAUUUUGUGGAAAAGAGCAGCUUGUAGAUUCUUCAAAAUACCUUAUGUUGGUUCCACAAAAGAAAGUCAUGUGGGUUUGGGACGACAUGAGAGAGAGUAAACGAGGGGCAGAAUUCAAAUUUUUGGCGUACUAUUCCUUUAACAGGGCAGUGCUAUAAUUUCAGAAACUCAAUCUAAUGAAGGAUUACAUUUUUACAAUAUUUUCGAAACAUAACAGAAAUAAAUGGAAAAACAUGAGCUAUUGCGCCUCUUUAUUCCAUGUGUUUUGAGGACACACAGACACACACACAUUAUCAUGAUAAGCAUUUUUGAAUAGCC
Messenger RNA from Xyrauchen texanus (razorback sucker), 2532 nucleotides. It is a transcript of the gene deaf1, whose product is annotated as DEAF1 transcription factor. The transcript has 13 exons. Lineage: Eukaryota; Metazoa; Chordata; Actinopteri; Cypriniformes; Catostomidae. The record is from RefSeq and is a predicted model, not a curated record. Gene Ontology annotation, molecular function: DNA binding; DNA-binding transcription factor activity, RNA polymerase II-specific. Bases 223 to 1779 code for a protein of 518 amino acids. Gene Ontology annotation, cellular component: nucleus. Gene Ontology annotation, biological process: regulation of transcription by RNA polymerase II.